Nezara viridula (southern green stink bug) is the source of this 2505-nucleotide messenger RNA. NCBI's taxonomy places the organism in Eukaryota, Metazoa, Arthropoda, Insecta, Hemiptera, Pentatomidae. The record is from the annotation of a GenBank genome assembly.
AUGUCUGUUUUUAACCCAGAUAAGGUACAUUUGGUACAAAAACUAUCAAUUCACAACAGUGAUGUUACAAGUUGCGAUUUCAGUAAACAUUUAUGUCUAGCUACAGGUUCAGGUGAUAAAAAAGUUGUAGUUUGUGAAUGGAAGAAAGAUUUAGGUUUUGUUGAAGCAAGUUAUUCACCAUUAAUUGGUCACAAGUAUUCUAUUACUUGUGUCAGAUUUUCUUCUUCUCAUAUCCUAGCUACAACAUCAGUUGAUGGCCACACUAUUCUUUGGGAUAUAAAAAAUGGCAAAAGUAUUCAUACACUGGUUCAAGCCAAUGGUCUAGGAGUCAGAGUUUUAUCAUUUUCUGGGGAUGGAACGAUGCUAGUGAGCGCUGGUGAAGGAGGUACAUUUUGUCUAUGGACAAUUCUACCGAACUCGGUGGCUCUUUCAAGAGCUGUGAGUGGUCAUGAUGAUGAAAGUAUUCAAGGUACCGCGUUUUCACCUGAUAGUAAUUUGCUAGUGACAGGAGAUGUCACAGGCAGUUAUAAAAUCUGGUCGGUGGAAUACUUGAAAGACAAUCAGGAUACAAGUCUUACUGUUGUCAGAGAUGCUCAUGAUUUAGGAAUAAAUUGUAUGGAAUUUUCUCCUCAACACAGUGUUAUCACUAAUGAGGAAGGCUUGAAACAAUGUGAAUAUACCAUGAUCAGUUGUGGAAAUGACCAAAACAUCGCCAUUUGGUCUGUUAUUUUGAUAUGUGGUGGGAAAACGGCUGGGGAAAAGCUUUGCUAUUCAACAUUACAAAAACGUCUGUAUGGUCAUUCAUCAGCUGUUAGUCAGAUUAGAAUUUCUCUCGAUGGGAGUCUUUUAGCAUCAACAUCGAUUGACAAAACUGUUAGAAUAUGGCAGCUAUCGAAUGAAAAAUGUGUUAAAAUUUUGGAAGGGCACUCAAGAUAUGUUACUUCUGCUGCAUUUUCUUCUGAUGCAUCACUUUUGGUUACUGGUUCUAAUGAUAGAAUGGUUUUUGUUUGGGAUUUAACUGGGCAGUUUGGAAUCAAUACAGAAAUGCCUUCAAUGAGUUUAUCGCCUACAUUUUUUUCAAAUGAAGAAAUUAAUAGUGAUAAUGAUAUGAUGGAUGGUGUACAGUUAGUUGAAAAACUUUCAGUACAUUCAAGUGCUGUUAAUAGUUGCCAUUUUGGACAUUCGCUGUUUGUUUCAGGCGGGAGUGAUAAGAAAAUAGCAAUAUGGAAAUGGUUUGAGCAAACAUUCACUCUAUCUAAGAUUAUUAAUGAUGCUCAUAGAUUUACAAUUCAUCAAGUAGAACUCAGUCCAAGUGAGAAAACUCUAGUUUCUGCUUCUCUGGACGGAACUGCUAUAAUUUGGGAUUCAAGUAGUGGAGAAGUUGAGAAAUCAGGUUUUCAUAUCAGUGGUUCUGGGAUACGCUGUGCUCGUUUUUCACCAAAUGGAGAAUUCUUGGCAGUCGGCGGUGAUGAUGAUAAAUUAUCUCUGUAUUCUGUUCCUUCUUUUGAAGAAAUUGGGUCUACUACUUGCGAUGAUAGCGGUGUUGUUUGUUUAGCAUUCAGCCCAAAUUCUGAUAUUGUGAUAGCAGGUACAAGUGAUGGUCAUGUGCACUGUUUUUCAACCAAACUGUUUUCUACUGCGGUUUUAUUUCUGCUUGAAAAUGCCCAUGACCUUGGCGUUUCUACCCUUGACUUUGCUGCAAUAUCUCACAUGCUUAAUAUAGGUGAAACUGGAAAAGACAAAUAUGAAGUAGUUUCUGGUGGUAUGGACUGCCUGGUUAAAGUAUGGAAUAUGAAAGUGGCCGAAAGAACUAUGAUGCCGGUGUGGUCUCUUUCAGGACAUGGAGGAAAUAUAACAUGUGUAAGGUAUUCACCAAAAUUGGCAGAACUACUGGCGUCUACAGCUACUGACAAAACAUGCAGAAUUUGGGAUUCCUAUUCUGGAAACUGUCUUCACAUCGUUGAAAAUCAUGAUAGCAUUAUGACUUGCUGUGCUUUUUCGCCUGAUGCUACUCUACUAGCAACAGGAUCAAUGGAUAAAAGCAUAUCUAUCUGGGAGUUGCCAAAAAACCUCUCAUUUCAGUUAUUCGUUUCGAGCAGACUAAAUCCAAGCCAACCAACUGAGGAACUUCUAACAGGAUGGUUGGAACGAAGUGGUGUUUCUCCUGCUGUAGAAUUAACUAGUUCAGAUAUUUUAGAAACUCCAAUAGAAGAACUUUUGGACAAAAUUGGAAUUUUUGAGGAGAGUAAAAGAGCAAACAUUGAGAAGUUAGUAAGAUCUCUGCGGGAGGAGCCACCCCAUGAUUUUAUUUGUCCUAUCACUCAUCACAUCAUGCGAGAUCCAGUUAUAGCUCCAGAUGGUUAUAGAUAUGAAAGAACAGCGAUUGAGGCAUGGUUAGGCAGUGGAGAGAAGCGGAGUCCUAUGACUAAUGAAAAUUUCGAUGAUAUUACACUCGAGCCUGAUGUCGAUUUGAAAAACAGAAUAAGAGAAUAUUUAAGGGAAUAG